This is a messenger RNA of Mesorhabditis belari, 1755 nucleotides long. The record is from the annotation of a GenBank genome assembly. NCBI's taxonomy places the organism in Eukaryota, Metazoa, Nematoda, Chromadorea, Rhabditida, Rhabditidae.
AUGGAGAUCAACUGUGGGAUGGGCGAAUAUCUCGGCGACCGGACGCUAGCAAUACCCGUCGUCCUCAAGUUGAUGUACUCGGACUUCGUGGUCAACGAGAUUUUGGAGGACAAGACUGCUACACGAAUUUUGAAAAAGGAGGAGAUUCAAGAGCAAGGUAUAAGGCCGAAAGAUGAGGUUGUUUCGGUUCCAUUUCCCGAUCACAUUAGCGAAGCAAUCAGAAAUCUGCUGACUAUGGUUUUUGAAAAGAAGAUUGAAUAUUGCGAUAUUCCGAUAAAAGAUUUGGAAAAGAAUCAGAGAAAAGUGAUACACGAAUUUGUACGUAAUAGAUAUCGUGGACAGCUCUCUUCAGAAACUCGUCCGGACACUAUUCGAGUCUCACGCGGUCAAGCAACUUUCGCAUCAUAUCGGAGAGACGUUCCGAAAUACUGUCACUUCACGCUGGUCAAAGAGAAUAAGGAUUCCGGAUAUGCACUAAACAUCAUUGCAAAGUUUUUGGGUAUUAAAGACAACGGUCUUUUCAAGAUGUGCGGAAUAAAAGAUCGCAGAGCUGUGACAACUCAGCGAAUAAGUGUGACCAGAGUAUCAAAGGAAAGGCUCAUGGAUCUGAAUCGAACGCUGCGUGGUAUGAGCAUCUACGAUUGUGAAUACAGCGAUACACCUCUUAAACUUGGAGCUCACUGGGGAAAUCGUUUCGAUAUAAUUCUCAGAUCUGUAAAACCAGAGUUUCGUGGAGAACUUGAAAAACGCGGAAACGAGAUGGGCACUCGUGGAUUUAUCAAUUAUUUCGGCACACAACGAUUUGGCACGUUCAGUGGUUCGACAGCUAGCAUUGGAAGAGAAAUUUUGAGAAGACAAUGGGAAGCAGCGGUUCAAAUUAUUUUGGAAGAUAAGGAUGCAAAAGGAACUGUCGCAGAAGCCACGCGCGAAUGGAACAAAACAAAAGAUGCAAAACAGGCUUUGUCAUUGCUCAAAGGCGCUAACAAAUUCGCAUCAAUCGAAGGGCAAGUUUUGAACGCACUGGUCAGAGGCUCUACAUGGCAACAGGCUAUCCUUGCUUUGCCAACGAAUACUUGCUCACUUUAUGUGCACGCCUAUCAAAGUUUGCUCUGGAACAAAGCUGUAACUCGCCGAGUGGGAGAACAUGGCGAAAAAGUGAUUGACGGCGAUGUCGAUGGAAACGGUUCUCCUAUAAAGGAAACUGAUUCACACUUCAAUGUUCAUAUACCUCUUCCGGGAACUACAACGCCUUCACCACAUUAUGUUGAAAGUUGGUAUAACGAUAUAUUGUUAGGCGAUGGACUAGAAGCUGGAUGCUUUAAAUCACUUCAAGACCGCUUUUCCAUUGGGGAUAGCGUCUAUAGACCAAUAUUCUUGUUGCCGGAAAAUGUUACAGUGGAUUUUAUCAACUAUGAGAAUGAAAAGGAGAUCCUUAUGCCUGAACUGAAAACAAGCACCGUAAAAGAAGUCGAAAAUGGAGACCGACUUGCCAUGAGAAUAGCUUUCAAUUUGCCCAGCGGAUCGUACGCAACUGUUGCACUGCGCCAACUCACCGGCUUUGAUAUGAGCAAGCAAAGUAUGAAGGAGCUCAGUGAAAAUAAUCCAGAAGAGGAAGAUGUUAACAAUGAGGAUGGAGAUGGUCAAGCAGAUGAAUGUGAGAAAGAAGUGAAUGUUCCUGAACCCGAUGAUUCUGAUGAACCUUUGACUAAAAAGCCAAAAUCCGUGCCUGAGGAAUGCCAAGAAGGAAAUGGAGUC